Molecule: messenger RNA, 831 nt
Organism: Sebastes umbrosus (honeycomb rockfish)
Lineage: Eukaryota; Metazoa; Chordata; Actinopteri; Perciformes; Sebastidae
Exons: 6
Coding region: 1-576 (191 amino acids)
Source: RefSeq, a predicted model, not a curated record
AUGGAUACAAGCAAGAGCAGUGCCUCGUCCCCUCAUUUAAAAAGCUUCAGCUUUGAAAGGAGAAGAAGAGUCUUUAAACUACAGCUAGUGGCAGAACUAGUGGAGCAUAACUGCAGUCAGGACCACAAGGUGUUUGUCACUAUCCUGCUCGGAGACAGCAGGGUGGAAAUGUUCAAUCUCAACUGUAAGCUGAUCCACUUCAUCCAUCAUGUAAAGGAGAGGUGUGGUCUGGACUUCACAGAGUGUGUGGACCUGAUGGACAGCAGUGGUCGGGUGAUGAACCUGGAGGGGAGGCAGCACAGUGUGGCUCUGGCCAGCAGCGUGCUGCCAGAGAGACAAUACUACGUCCUCCUACGAGUAUGCCGAGAUGAUGAUACUGGAGGUCAGAGAUAUAUGUCUCUCCUAAACAACUUCAGCCAGAUUCAACCGGAGUUAACAGAGCUGCUGAGGAAACUGUCUGACCCCGACAAGGAGCGAGACAGAGAGAUCCCAGGACGGACACAGAGGAGCAGUCCUGCCAGCCAAACCAGUGGCAAAAACAUCUCUGCAAAUAACAAGAAACACAAACUUAAAUAGUUUCUGUACGAGUCAAGACUUUAAAGUCUGAUUUCUUUAGACAUUCAAAGCUGAAACAAAUCCAGAUGUAUUUACAUAUUAAUAGACAUAGCUAUAUUGUGCAUCUAUAAAAACAAUCUGUUAAAUGCAUCAGAUAGAGGAUUGUGUUCACUAUAGCUUCAACCACAUUUUGAAACAGCCACCUUCAAACUUCUUGGAAGUCUUCUGGGAAUAUGAAUAUUUGUGUUAUAAAUUACAUCUUUGAGUGUUACUGUA